UUUUUCCAAUGCCGAAAAAUAGCAAAGUGGUAAAAAGAGAACUAGAUGAUGACGUCAUCGAAUCUGUCAAAGAUCUCCUUUCCAAUGAAGAUUCUGCUGAUGAUGCCUUUAAGAAGAGUGAGCUAAUUGUCGAUGACCCAGAAGAAAAAGACAUUGAUGUUGAAAAAGGCACUGAUGUCGACCGCGAAAGGCCGGCUUGGAACAGCAAGCUGCAGUACAUCUUGGCGCAGGUUGGAUUUUCUGUCGGUUUAGGGAAUGUGUGGAGAUUCCCAUACCUGUGUCAGAAGAAUGGAGGAGGUGCAUAUCUUAUACCAUAUUUAAUAUUGCUGCUGAUAAUAGGCAUCCCACUUUUUUUCUUGGAACUCGCUGUUGGGCAGAGAAUCCGAAGAGGAAGUAUUGGUGUGUGGAAUUACAUCAGCCCUAAACUAGGCGGGAUUGGAUUCGCAAGUUGUGUGGUGUGUUUCUUUGUGGCCCUUUACUACAAUGUUAUCAUUGGCUGGAGCUUGUUCUAUUUUUCACAGUCUUUUCAGCAGCCUCUUCCAUGGGAUCAGUGCCCUCUGGUGAAAAAUACUUCUCACACUUUUGUGGAGCCAGAAUGUGAAAAGAGUUCUGCCACGACCUAUUACUGGUAUAGAGAAGCCUUGAAUAUUUCUGACUCCAUCUCAGAGAGCGGGGGCCUCAACUGGAAGAUGACAGUCUGCUUACUGUCUGCCUGGGUCUUGGUUUGCUUGGCAAUGAUCAAAGGAAUUCAAUCUUCAGGCAAAAUCAUGUAUUUUAGUUCACUUUUUCCAUAUGUGGUCCUCAUAUGCUUUCUAAUCAGAGCACUGCUUUUAAAUGGUUCGAUUGAUGGCAUCCGUCAUAUGUUUACCCCCAAGCUUGAAAUGAUGUUGGAGCCCAAGGUCUGGAGAGAAGCUGCUACUCAGGUGUUUUUUGCCUUAGGACUGGGAUUUGGUGGAGUCAUUGCCUUCUCAAGUUACAAUAAGAGAGACAACAACUGCCAUUUUGAUGCUGUCCUGGUGUCCUUCAUCAAUUUUUUCACUUCUGUCCUGGCCACGUUGGUAGUGUUUGCCGUCCUGGGCUUCAAAGCAAACAUCAUAAAUGAGAAAUGCAUUAUCCAAAAUUCUGAGAUGAUUGUUAAGCUUCUCAAGAUGGGCAAUAUUAGCCAAGAUAUAAUUCCUCAUCAUAUCAACUUUUCAGCUAUUACUGCUGAAGAUUAUCAUUUAGUUUAUGACAUCAUUGAGAAGGUGAAGGAAGAGGAAUUCCCUGCCCUUCAUCUCAGCCCCUGUCAAAUCGAAGAUGAGCUUGAUAAAGCCGUACAGGGGACAGGGUUAGCUUUUAUUGCUUUCACUGAAGCAAUGACCCAUUUCCCUGCCUCUCCCUUCUGGUCCGUGAUGUUCUUUCUGAUGCUCAUAAACUUAGGACUUGGCAGCAUGUUUGGGACCAUAGAAGGAAUCAUCACACCAAUUGUCGAUACCUUCAAAGUAAGGAAGGAAAUACUUACUGUUGUCUGUUGUCUUCUAGCAUUUUCUAUUGGCCUGAUAUUUGUGCAACGUUCUGGAAAUUAUUUUGUCACAAUGUUUGAUGACUAUUCUGCUACCUUGCCUCUGCUAAUUGUGGUCAUUUUGGAGAAUAUUGCUGUCUCAACUAUUUAUGGCAUAGACAAGUUCAUGGAAGAUCUGAAGGAUAUGCUAGGCUUUGCCCCUAACAGAUACUACUUCUACAUGUGGAAAUACGUGUCUCCCCUCAUGCUGUUGUCAUUACUGAUCGCCAGCAUGGUUCAGAUUGGAUUAAGUCGACCUGGCUAUAAUGCGUGGAUAGAAGACAAGGCUGCUGAAGAAUUUUUGAGCUUUCCAACUUGGGGCCUGGCCCUCUGUAUAUGUCUGAUGGUGUUGGCGAUACUUCCUGUCCCGAUCGUCUUCGUUGUUCGUUGCUGCAACCUUAUCGAUGAUAGUUCUGGCAAUUUAGCGUCUGUGACCUAUAAGAGAGGACGGAUCAUUAAAGAACCAUCUAAUUUAGAAGGAGAUGAUGCCAGCCUCAUUCAUGGAAAGAUAGCAAGUGAGGUGCCUUCUCCAAAUUUUGGUAAAAAUAUUUAUCGAAAGCAAAGUGGUUCUCCAACUCUUGAUACAGCUCCCAAUGGACGGUAUGGAAUAGGGUAUUUAAUGGCAGACAUGCCCGACAUGCCAGAAUCCGACUUAUAGCUUCAAAACAAAACAAAACAAACAAAAAUCCCCAAAUCACCUUGUAUUUAAUUUUUAUCACUGAACAUUGGCUCUACUAAGAGAAGCAUCAGAGGCUUCACUUACCAGAGUGCGAUCUCAGGUGUUCCAUGUCUCCGAUCUUUAAUCCCGACAGUACAUGGUACAGUCAACUGGAGCAUCCCCUUUGGGUUCUUUGGUUUACAUUUGCACUGAAGGGAUUACCAACAAAUCUUUCCAAUGACCUAGUUCCUUCAUGCUAUCCAAGGUUUUUUUUUUUUCUUAAUUCUCUCAAUUGUAUUUUAAGAUAUUUCUAUCUUUAAAGAACAGGUGUUACCUCAGUUUGUAAUAAUAACUGGAUUUAAUAAUAUCAACAGUUCACAAAUAAUGUACCUUAAAAAAUCAUCCUUUUGCCUUCAGGGUAAAUCCCCAGUAUUCUAACGAACUCCUAAGCUGUUCAGUAAGUUUGUGCAUCUCUGCACAGCUGUAUAGAUAUCCUAUGUAGAUAAGGGUGUACUUAUUUUGUUAGAUAAUGACGAUGUAGGCAAUUUGCUUGAAGAAAUCUGCAAAAUAUUUUCUUAUGUGAUAGAUAGCUGUAUAGAGCAGUAGCAUCAGAAAAACAAGGCAGCACUAAUACAAGCUAGAUUCCUGGGUCACUGGGGACUAUAUGAGUUGUAGCUGUAUAUUUUGUGUAAAAAUUUGCUUUUUUCAGUGUGAAAAUGAUGUAAGAGUGAGUCACUCAAGACUCUUAAGGAUUGUGCAGAUUUUGCAUUUUUUUCUAUGCCGUGUGCCUAAAAAACUUACUUGAUAUUUAUUGUGGUUCCAAGAUUAUCCAUAGUAUAUUUAUAUCAAUAUACUUCUAAUGUAUAUAUGUAUAUUAUUAGUACUCUAUGUACUGGUUUGAUAACUCAAAAGCAAGACAGACUUUUGUUUAGUAAAUUUCUUUUUUGCUUCUGUUUUUGCAAAAAGAAAUCCUCGUGUAUGCAUUUUUGUUUUGUUUGGUUUGAUUUUGAGUCAGUAAAUUGUCAAAAAUUGUAUGGCAUUCCAUUUGAAUCUACAAAUAAAGAAGAUGACAAAAAUGGU
Trichosurus vulpecula (common brushtail) is the source of this 3278-nucleotide messenger RNA. RefSeq names its product solute carrier family 6 member 15 (gene SLC6A15). The transcript has 11 exons. Bases 9 to 2198 code for a protein of 729 amino acids. The record is from RefSeq and is a predicted model, not a curated record. Lineage: Eukaryota; Metazoa; Chordata; Mammalia; Diprotodontia; Phalangeridae. Gene Ontology annotation, molecular function: proline:sodium symporter activity. Gene Ontology annotation, cellular component: plasma membrane. Gene Ontology annotation, biological process: L-leucine transport; sodium ion transmembrane transport.